Molecule: messenger RNA, 3238 nt
Organism: Antechinus flavipes (yellow-footed antechinus)
Lineage: Eukaryota; Metazoa; Chordata; Mammalia; Dasyuromorphia; Dasyuridae
Gene: CDK5R2
Product: cyclin dependent kinase 5 regulatory subunit 2
Exons: 1
Coding region: 363-1448 (361 amino acids)
Biological process (GO): activation of protein kinase activity; positive regulation of cyclin-dependent protein serine/threonine kinase activity; brain development
Cellular component (GO): cytoplasm; protein kinase 5 complex
Molecular function (GO): protein kinase binding; cyclin-dependent protein serine/threonine kinase activator activity
Source: RefSeq, a predicted model, not a curated record
GAGGGAAGGGCGGGACUUGGAAUCCCGAAGAGAGUCCUUAUUGGUCCGAGGGGCUGCCAGUCGUGGGGGCAGCCCAGGCUCGGAUUGGCUGCGUGGGGCGGGGCGCGGCGCCCAGUGGGAGGGGGCCUGAGGGGUGGGGCUGGCGCAGCAGCUGGCGCAGCUCAGACCCGGAGAGCAGCCGCCACCGCCGCCGCGGUGCCGCUACAUUUCCCCCUCCUAUCCCCCCCCUCCCUCCCCGAGCCCGGGGUUUCCUCCCUUCAUCAGGCCCCGGUCCCCGGGUGCUGCAGCAGCGGCGGUGUCUUUCCUGGCUCCCCCACGGGGAGCGUCGCCCGGGGCCCCGUGAGCUCUUUCUGCCCCACAGGAUGGGCACGGUGCUGUCUCUGUCGCCUGCUUCCUCGGCCAAGGGCCGGCGGCCAGGCGGGCUGCCCGACGAAAAGAAGAAGCCGCAGCAGUCCGCGGGGGAGGAGUCGCUGGGAGGCUACGGGCAGCUACCGUCGGGCAAGGGAAGCAAGGGCGAGAGCCGGCUGAAGCGGCCGUCAGUUCUCAUCUCGGCGCUCACCUGGAAGCGGUUGGUGGCCGCGUCCGCCAAGAAAAAGAAGGGCAGCAAGAAGGUGACGCCCAAACCCUCCCAGGCGGGCCCAGACUUACUGGUCCAACAGCGCAACCGAGAGAACCUUCUCCGCAAGGGCCGGGAACCCCCAGAUGGCGGCGGCGCCGCCAAGCCCCUGCCCGUCCCCGUGCCCACAGUGCCCACCAUCGUCGAGCAGUCCUCCGGAGUCAGCAUCUCGGCCCCGCCGGGUUCGGGAGGGGGUGGAGGGAAGCCGCCGCCGCCGCCGCCGCCUGCGGCCCCUCAGGCUCCCUCAGUCCCCGGGGGUUCCCCCCGACGGGUCAUCGUGCAGGCCUCCACCGGCGAGCUGCUACGCUGCCUGGGCGACUUUGUGUGCCGGCGCUGCUACCGGCUGAAGGAGCUGAGUCCUGGGGAGCUGGUGGGCUGGUUCCGAGGGGUGGACCGGUCCCUUCUGUUGCAGGGGUGGCAAGACCAGGCGUUCAUCACCCCGGCCAACCUGGUGUUCGUGUAUCUGCUGUGCCGGGAGGCGCUGCGCGGGGACGAGCUGGGCUCGGCCGCCGAGCUGCAGGCCGCCUUCCUCACCUGCCUCUACCUCGCCUAUUCCUACAUGGGGAACGAGAUCUCCUACCCGCUCAAACCUUUCCUAGUGGAGCCUGACAAGGAGCGCUUCUGGCAGCGUUGUCUGCGGCUCAUCCAGAGGCUCAGCGCGCAGAUGCUGCGGCUCAACGCCGAUCCCCAUUUCUUCACCCAGGUCUUCCAGGACCUCAAGAACGAGGGCGAGGUCGGCAUGGGGGCUGGGGGUCCCACGGGCGGUGGCGCUACCAACGCCAGAGACAGCAACGCCGGAGCCAAGCACUGGACUAUGAAUCUGGACCGCUAGGAGGCGAUGCUGCUGCUGCCUCCGCCAAGGGGCACCUGGGCCGGAGACAGGGGAUGACCGGGUCCCCUCCCCCCUACCCCGGACACAUCCACGGAGCCCCUGGGACGCCGCCGCCAUCACCGCUGUUGCCGCUGUUGCUGCUUCUCCAACCAACUGCCCCCCCCCUCCACCGAGGAGAUACCACCACCCAUUGGAGUAUGGCGGAUAGGACACCUGGGUCCUGCUGGUCUUGGAUUUGCGGGGGGGAGGGAGAGCUGAGCAGCGGGAGGGUGAGAGGAAGAGUUGGGAAGAGGAAAUGGGAGAGGGAGAAUGGAUUCUCUCUUCUGCCUAUGGUCUCUCAUCACUUUCUCUGUCCAACUUUCCUCCUUCUGUAUAUGUGUUUCUAAAUCUCCAUUUCUCCUCUUACCUAUAUGCUUUAGUCUCUGUCCCUCUCUUUCUCUAUUUGAGGGUGUCUCUGUCCAUUUUUCCCUGUCUGUACCUCUUCUCUGUUUCUUUUCUCUCUUCCUAUUUGUAUCUGUUUGUGUCUGUCCAUUUCUCCUGCAAAUGAGUCUCUAUCCUUUCUUCUUAUCUCUGUGUAUCUCUGUCCAUCCCCGCUUCUGUCUAUACGAGGGUCUACACCCCGUCUAUGUCUCUUUUCUCUCCUCCUAUUUGUACCUAUUUGUGCUUGUCCAUCUCUUCUUCUGCUUGUAUGUAUCUUUGCCCUUUUCUCCUGUGUGUGUCUCUAUUCAUCCCUUCUCCUGCCCCUUUCUGUUCAUUUCUCCUGUCUAGAAAGAUGCUUGUGUCUUUUCAUCUCUCUUAUCUAGAAGUAUGUCUCUAACCAUCUGUCUUAUCUGGAAGUAUAUGUGUUCAACUCUCUUGUUUAUAUCCAUUUUUAUUUCCCUCCUCCUCUUGUCUGCAUGUGUGUGUGUAUAUCUCUGUCCAACUUUCCUCUUAUCUGUUUCCUGUGUGUGUAUGUGUGUGUGUGAGAGAGAGAUAGAGAGACAGACAGAGAGAGAGAGAGAGAGACAGAGAGAGACAGAGACAGAGAGAGAGAGAUCUGCGUCUUGUAUGCCCCUUAGUCCAUUUCUUCCUCUUUUCUGGAUAUAUGACUGCCCCUCUCUGUGAUUAUCUCUUCCCCUUUUCUCCAUGUGUUUUUCUCUGUUCAUCUUUUCUCAUGUCUACAAGAGUCUCUGAUUCUUUAUUCUUUUUCUCCUACCCACCCCGUUUCCUCCUCCUUCUCUCUGGAAGAAAAUUGGAUUGAUUGUGGUUUGGGGUUGUCUCUCCUGCAGCAGAAAGUUGCGGUCUUGGGAGCUAAACCACCAGGAUGCCCCUUGUUCUCUCCCCACCUUUUCUGUCGCGGUGCAUGCCGGGAGAGGGGGGGAGGUGCUGCGGGAUGAGGGAGUUGGGUGGGGGGGGAGAUUCCACCCCGAGUCCUGGGUAGGGUGGAUUGGGAGAGGCCCCGGCGCAGCUCAGCAGAAAUGGAGGAAGGGAGAGAAAGAAAACUCUUCUCACUUUAGAAGAGGCCUUCCCCCUUUCUCAACUCCCCUUUCGACCCUUUUCCCCUCUUUUUAUUUAUUUGGAUGUUUUCAGGAAGUGAUCCCUGGGGGAGGGAAGGGGAGGGAGAGGGCUGGCCGGUCGGGAGCUGUCCGAGGUGCUGAGCCGGGGCCUAGUUUCCUGGGGGAGGGGGCCUGAGGCCGGAUUGGGCCUGGAGGCCGUGUCUAACGUGCCAAUGUUGCGAACCGAAGGCGCGGGCUGAACUAUCUGUCUGUCCCUGAGGGAGCUAUAAAGCGCUGGAAGCGCCUGCAGAAGUC